Messenger RNA from Diachasmimorpha longicaudata, 4776 nucleotides. Its product is annotated as kinesin-like protein KIF20A. Lineage: Eukaryota; Metazoa; Arthropoda; Insecta; Hymenoptera; Braconidae. Bases 109 to 4596 code for a protein of 1495 amino acids. The transcript has 3 exons. The record is from RefSeq and is a predicted model, not a curated record. Gene Ontology annotation, biological process: mitotic spindle assembly; microtubule-based movement; spindle elongation. Gene Ontology annotation, molecular function: ATP binding; microtubule binding; plus-end-directed microtubule motor activity. Gene Ontology annotation, cellular component: nucleus; spindle microtubule; mitotic spindle.
GAGACGUUUUAUUUUGCGAGGGAGAAUGUGCGUCCUCGAGUUUGUUGUGUCACCUUUCAUCCAAAUUUUCCUUGAUCUUUGAUUGUUUUCGAGUGAUAAGAAGCAGUGAUGAUGAGUAAUGUCAUUGAGAAUGUAUCCAGGGAGGAGCAGCUGUUGGACUCUAUUCGUCCUUCUGAUGGCGCAGUCCUUCGAAAUGAAAUGUCCUAUCUGUAUGGAAGAGAUCCCAGUAUUCUGGCUUAUAGUCAGCGUCCCGGGCCAUCAGCCCAGUGCAAAAAGAAUCUCUCCUCGGAUUACGAAAUCGAGGAGUCAAUGUCCACCGUUGGCGUCUCCCUGGGCUCUGAAUCCCUAUCUUUACAGACUGUCAAAGUCUAUUUGCGUCUGAAGCCCUUCCCGAGGAAAAUCAAGCUGUCGGAUGAGCAGGAAGCAGCUUAUGAGAUUGUAAAUUCUACCACUCUACUCACCAGGAUUCCCUGCCUAGACAGCACGACGAUUUCUCUAAAGAAAAAUUGCCAGGUUGACACUGUUUGCAGAAACUUCACAUUCACGGAGACUUUUGGACCUGAGACAUCGCAGUUGACGUUGUUCGAAAGAGUCAUUCAACCGCAGAUGGUGGAAUUUUUCGGUGGACAGAAUUGUAUUGCUAUGACCUAUGGUACAACAAACUCAGGCAAGUCCCACACCCUGCAAGGCUCGACCUCCUGUCCCGGAAUCAUCCCGAGAAGUCUAGAGUACGUUUUCUCCAACAUAAAUCCCAAGACAUCCCCCUGUUAUAAGCCACUUCACAAUUGUGACGUGAUAAGUCUUAAUGCGAGUGAACGUUUGGCUGAAAUCGACGCUAAAACCAAGAUAUUGUCAUCGAUAAUCGGUGAGAAGCACCAGUACAUCAACGCCUACAAACAAAUGCAGAAGCUCCUGGAGGAGGAAUCACCCCAGCGACCGAGUAAGGCCACAGAUGCCCAGUAUCUGGUGUGGGUCUCCUUCGCUGAGAUCUACAACGAAGUCAUCUACGAUUUACUGUCCAACGAGGCACAGAGACGUAGAACUCCCCUUAAGCUGGCCACUGACAGCCACGGGAGGGCAUUUAUAAAGGGUUUGAGGACAGUCUGUGUUAAUUCUGGAUCUGAGGCUUAUCAAGUACUGAUGGCUGGCCAGUGCAAUCUCAAAGUCGCUGCUACAGCUCUCAAUGCCAGAAGCUCCAGAUCUCACUGUAUUUUUACAAUAACAUUGCUCCAAUUUUAUAAUGAAAACAAACCAGAUUCUGUGGAAAUUAGCAGAUUCUCGUUCUGCGACUUGGCCGGAUCGGAGCGCCUGAAGAAGACACUGAACGUGGGUGAUCGUCUCCGGGAAGCCCAGAACAUAAAUACAAGCCUACUAGUCCUUGGUCGCUGUUUAAAAUCCAUCUAUGAGGGUCAGUUGGUGAAGCCCCGUCACGAUCACAUCGGCCCGUUCCGCGAAUCCAAGCUGACCCGCCUAUUCCAGCAGGCUCUCUCCGGCAAGGAGCCCCUGGCACUGAUUGUCAACGUGAAUCCCCUUCCAAAUCUCUACGAGGAGACUCAGAAUGUUCUGAACUUCGCAGCAAUAGCCAAGAAGAUAAUAAUCCAACCGAAAAAAGACAAAAGAAAAAAAUCACGAACACGAUUUUCCUUGGUGGUGGCUCAGAGUGCAAAGAUGGCGACCGAUUGGGACGACACAGAUCUGGAGAUGAUCACCGAACAGUCAUCAUUGGAAGCCGAUGAGUCCGACAGCCACGUCUCCUUCGUUCAAGAAGACUACGACGAGCUGCUGGCUGAGAACGAACGCCUGAAGCAUGAGAACGUUGCACUAAAGACCUGCAAUAUCAAACGAGACAUUCAGAUACGAGAGGAGAUGGCCAACUCGUACUCUGAGAUGAUGGAUAAAUUAGAGAGGGACUACAAGGCGAAGAUGCAGGACAUGGAGGACCAGCAGGAGGAUUUACUGGAAUGGCAGUUGUCUCGAUUAAGGGCCUACUACGAGAAGAAACUAGCUUGCAACAAACGAAAGAGAUCUGAUGAUGACGAGGAAGAUGAGGAUGAGGAGGAGAGUGUCAAAGAGCUGGAGGCACAAGUCUCGAAGUUGUCAUCUGAGGUAACGAACUUCAAGAGCACCAUCAAGGAGCUUCGCAGGGAUAAGGAGAGCCUCGAGGUAGAAAAGAACACUUUGGUGUACGAGGCAAGUAUCCUGAAGGACGAAUUGAAGAAUACGAAGGUUCUUCUGGCAUCGAUGGAAGCAGCUAUUUCCGAGGGUGAUGUCAAUGUCUUCGUUGCUGAGCUGCAGGAACAGCUAACUGCAGCUAGGGAGAAGAUAAAGUACCUGAAGGAUAUGCUCAAUAACGCCAAGAUCGAUCACAUAACCAUUGAGGAGGAUUAUCGAGCCGGGGAGGGGGCACUUGCUCAGCUGAAGACCAAGUAUGCUGAUCAGACUGAAAGGUGUCAAGAUCUGGAAAAAGAACUGGAGGAUGCCAAUACCCUGUUGAGGGUGGAGGUGCAGACAAAGGAGGAUCUCGAGAGUCAUCUAGAGAGGGAGAUUCAAUUGAGAAUCGAAGUCGAGGAACAACUGAAGAUGCUGAAGGGUUCGAUGCAGGGGGAGACGGAUAGCAUGAAGAGGUUUAUCAAACAGGAAAUGUUGACACCGACGACGGCAGACUCUCGUGAAGCGUCACAAAGUCGAGAGGUCUUCCUUGAAUUCAGAGAUAUUCCAAUAGAGAAUCACGAUCAAAGUACAUCGGUCGAGAAUCUCAAGAAGGAGAUUCAAUUGCUGGAGGAUGAGAGGAACUCUUUGAAUGAAAAAUUGAGCCAGAGCGCUGGUGAAGUUGCCUGCCUGAGGGAGGACUUGAAGUCGGCGAAGGAGAGACUCGACGAUAUCACCAUUCAGUUGACCGAGAUGAAGAUGUCUCGAAUGUCAAAUUUGGAAAUUAUCUAUGAUGAUGAUGAUGACAUAAAGGAAGGCAAUACACAUACUUGUUCGUCUGGGAUUAGCCAGGCCAUUCAAACCAGCUUCUCAGCACCUGUGAAUGAGCACAAGUCCCUGCAGACGACAUUGAAUGGAACUGAAGAGUUAAGUGCAGUCCAGAAUGAGCUCGAGAGCCUAAAGCAUGAGUACGAAAUGCUAAAAUCCCAGCAUGAAGAUCAGAUUGCAAGAAUUAAGGAGUUGACUGACGAAUUAUCCACUGCUAAGAAGAAUCUGGAUACUCGUAGGGUCGAUGAGGACAAGCAGGAGAGAAAGCUCAUUGAAGAGAUCCAGCAGUUGCAGGUUAAGCUAGAUGAGACAUUACAAGAGAAGGACAACCUCUCAAAAAUGGUCGAGGAGCUCCAGGAAGCCCGAAGAUUGCUUGAAAACAAAGUGGAGGAUAUGCAGAAGUCUGAGGAAGUUAGAGCUGAAGAAUCCAAGAAACUGAUGGCGGAUCUGAAUUCCUGCAAAUCUGAAUACGACUCCCAAGUGUCUAACCUCAAAGUGAAACUUGCAACACUGCAGACGAGCAACUCGGAGAACUCUCAAGCCCUGGAGGAGCGUGUAGAGAAGAUCCAGCAGCUGGAGGUAAAGCUCGAGCACAUGGGGCGUCUGGAGAAAGAGAUUUCUGAAGCUAAUGCUCUCGUACUGAAAUGCCGAUCAGAGAAGACUGAGCUGGAGGUUGAGUUCAAGACCAAUCAGGAUAGAAUUUCUCAGCUAAUGUCUCAAUUAAGGCAGCUAGAGCUGGCGGGUAAGGACAAGGAUGACGAGAUUGUGAGACUGCAGAAGGAGGUCAAGUUCCAUAUCACGAGAAUUCCCGAUGUCAGUGUUGAUAUUGAUCAGGAGAAGGCUCACAAGAGGGUCAUUCAGGAAUUGAGUGAGGCUAGAGAGUCUCGAGAUAAUUAUAAAAAGCUGAACGAAGAGCUAGAGACGAAAGUGAAAACAUUGGUGGAGAGUCGAAAUGAUAAUUAUGAACAGACGCAGAAUAUAAUAGCGACUCUUCAGCAGAAUAUUUUGGAACAAAAGGCGGAGAUCAAAGACCUGAAGACGACGAAUGCCAGUAUCAUAAGUAGCCUGGAUGAGAAUGAAAUGGCGAUGGAAAAUUUUAAGAAGAAUCGAGAUGAAACAAUAGCCAAAUAUGAGGUUUUGGUGAAAAAUCUUCAAGACGAGCUGGAGAGAGAGAAGAGGGAGGUGAUGAGGUUUCAGGAACUGUUCAGCAGGCAAGCACUGACGCCUCGUGAGAAGGAGGACAACUGCAUGAAGUUCAGGGCCCCCUCGGACGAUCGAGCUGCUUUGAAGCAGAAGGAGAACAAGUUCAGGGAUGAGAACACUUCUGACGAGGUGUCUCCCAAGUCAGCGAGCUCGAGACGACCACGAAGGGGGAGGAAAGCUGCUGUGCAGGAGACCUGUAAUGAUGAGAAUGAUAUUCCGGUGAUUGAACUGUCCGGCUCUGAGUCAAAGAGAACUACUAGGAAGACUGCUGCUCCCGUUCCUGUAUCUCUUAGUGAAAAACGACCAAGCAGGAGGAAGAAGUUAUUUAAUCCCGAUCAGAGCCUUGUGGAUAUUAGCACUACGGAGGUACCACCUUCUCCUGCCUCCACUCGUUCAAUGAGAACCCGGAGGAAAUGAUUCCACGAUCGUAUUUAUUGUUUUACAAAAUUUAUCCAAUGUGUUUUUAUAAUAUCAGUGGUAGUUUUAAGAAUCCUACGCAUCAUCAUUGUAAAGAUUGUUGUAAAAAGUUUUUCAUUUUUAUAUGUUCACUGUAACACGUACAUUAAUCAAAUAAAUCAUUAAGAUUUCAUACCUGAA